CUAUCCGUCAUGCGAUCGUGUUCUGUGCACACCGUAAGCCGCGGCGUGCGUCGUGCAAGGUGCGUUUCCGAGUGAUAAAUCUGCUGCGUCGAAGAAAAAAGUCGUCCUAAUCUGGUGCAAAUGAGUAUUAAGCGAAGAAUAUAUAGUACAACGAGGGAGAAGAAGCAAAACUCAUAUUCUCUAUCGCCCAAAAACUUACGCAACAAUAAAUUCGAUUCCAUGAAGACCGAUAUGGUAGUGCCCGAAAUGCUGGCUUCUGUUGUGCCUUCGUCAGAUAUUUUUAAUCCUUCCACUGAUAGUCUGCACGCAGCCAUGAGACCGAUUAUUUUACUAGCCCAAUGCUUUGGCAUGUUUCCGGUGUGCGGUGUCAAUAAACCGGAUGCCUCGUAUCUUCGAUUUACAUGGUACCAUCCGAAAAUCUUUUACGCAAUGAGCAUUAUUGUAGGAACGUCUAUCCUGACAGUCACCAAUAUUCAUCGUUUGGUUACCUCGGGAGUAAAUUCUACAAAAAUGACGACUUUCGUUUUCUUUCUUACGACUCUGAUAACUGCAGUCAUGUUUAUACGAUUGGCAAUGCAUUGGCCUUGCCUAGCGUUAACUUGGGAAAAAUUGGAACGUGAAUUCACCUCGAAACAUCGGCGGAUUUCGAAGACCAGUCUCGCAACUCGUUUUAAAAUCGUAACCUUUGUCGUCAUGUUGCUUGCGUUUGGAGAACACUCUGCCGCUGUGAUGGCUGGGUACAACAGUGCAUUAGAAUGCGCAGCGUAUCGUGGUGACGUGGAUGUUGCUGGUAUUUAUUUUAUAUCACAAUUCCCUCAGAAUAGCUCAAUGUGUUACUUUGAUCGAGGAAAAAAAUUGAUUACAACAUGGAAAUCUUUGCUUCUACUAACAACUCGUCGCUAUUAUCUCGUUAAGGCGAUGCCGGAAUGGUGGUGGGCCGAAGCCAGGAAUGACUAUAAUCAUUUGGCGACUCUUACGCGCAGAGUGGAUACUUACAUCUCGGGCAUCGUGCUUAUGUCCUUUGCUAUAGACUUGUACUUCAUCUGUAUGCAAUUGCUGUUUUCCUUCAAUCCAAUACGUGGUAGCAUACGGAAAAUCUAUUUUGGUUUUUCCUUCGGCUUUCUUUUGGCGAGAACAAUGGCGGUAUCCCUGUACGCGGCUUCUAUUCAUGAUGAAUCCCGUCUACCAGCACCGAUUUUGUAUAGCGUCACUAGUUCUGGUUACAGCAAUGAGGUCUCAAGAUUCUUGACGCAAGUAACGACGGAUAAUAUUAGCUUGACGGGAAUGAAGUUUUUUUCCAUAACGAGAGGCCUUGUAUUAACCGUUGCAGGAACUAUCGUGACUUAUGAACUCGUUCUGGUACAGUUUAACUCCGUCCAACAAGCGGACCAGACGAAUAUAACUGCUUGUGAGGUGAGGUAGAGAGGAUUUUCGAAAAGGAAAUCGAUAUCACUAUAUUGACUACAAAACACAAAA
Molecule: messenger RNA, 1476 nt
Organism: Acromyrmex echinatior (Panamanian leafcutter ant)
Lineage: Eukaryota; Metazoa; Arthropoda; Insecta; Hymenoptera; Formicidae
Product: gustatory receptor for sugar taste 64f
Biological process (GO): detection of chemical stimulus involved in sensory perception of taste; sensory perception of sweet taste
Cellular component (GO): membrane
Molecular function (GO): sweet taste receptor activity
Source: RefSeq, a predicted model, not a curated record